AGCAGCACGGUACUAAAUAUUUCCUCAGGUAAUGUAGCUUUUUUUCUAGUUAAAGUGGAGAGAAUUGUAAAACAAAAAAAGCAUACCUAAAUUAAAAACUUAUUUUCUACAUGGACAUUUGGCAAUUGAUAUUGCCAAAUACUCUGAAAGGAACAACCUCUAUGUUUAAUGCCAUAAUUCUUAUACUUCUAAUCCAGAACACUGAUGAACUCUUCAAAGAUGAACUUAAAUCUGAAUCCCCACAGCAAUCUCUGGAUUGACCAGGUUGACCUAAGUCUAGAUGGUAAGAGUAACACUUUUUCAAGAAUAAACUGCUUUGAUCUCUUGUCCUCCUUCCCCACAGCUAGCAGGUUCUCUGGGCUCCUGAAUUUUUGGGAGGAAGACAUUUUGCAUUGCAGGAGAGAGAUGAGCAAAACUGCAAGGAAAGAAUGAGAAGGAAGAGAGAACUGUGAUGAUAAUGCAGAGCCCAGAAGCACCCCUGAUCGAAACAUCCACUUUCUUCAGAAGACAGAGCUGGCCACCAAGGGUUUGGGUGGCAGCAGCCCAGAGGGGCAGGGACAGCUCUGGGCACGUGGGCUGAACUGCUGCCCAAGUCACAGUUUUGGGACAGCCACAGCUGACCCCAGGAUGUUCCCAAGUAAGGGACAUGCCAAGGCAGGGACAGCAGCGCCCUGCACAGCCCUGAGCCCUGAUCGGGGUCUGGGGCUGAGCCUAGGAAGCCACCCAUUUGUGCUGAUAUGGGUUCAUGCCUGUAUAGAGGUAAUCUUCACGCCAUGAAAGCAGCCCAGUGUCUAGCUUCCAGAACCAACUUUCGUGUUUUUGUUGUUGCUGUUAAUUCUACUAUUCAAAUUGAAACUUAUGGACCUGAUUUAGUGCUGUUAGGAACCUUGCUGACAUUAUUAGUCACACCAGCACACAAAUGACAAGACUGAGUAAAGAAUCAGCUAUUGCACCAGUAAUUCUGCCUGUCUUUCCUAGGAAGAAUCUGUGUCACGUAUCCUGUGACACCAUCCUGUCAUGUAGCUUUGCUGGGGUCCUGGAUUACCCAACACUGUGCCAUCCGCCCCCAAUUUAAGGUGAAUAAAGUGAUGCUGGCUGACCAAUAAUUCAGCAUAUCAUCUCAGUGGCAGCAUUAAUGUUGGAUGGGGCUUUCUGCAACCUGAUCCAGCGGAGGAUAUCCCCACCCGUGACAGGGGUUUGGAACUAGAUGGUCUUUAAGGUCCUUUACAACCCAAACCAUUUUAUGAUCCUAUGAUUAAUGCCUUCACUAUUCAACAGAAAUAGUGGUAUAAUAUUAUAAGUGCAAAUUGCAUCUGAGCCUCAGUAAGACUUACUGGCCUUGCUUCUGAGCCUUACUAAAUCCGUACCAGGGCUUGGGAAAACCAACCUGAGCAAGGCUCUCUCCUGCAUUGGUCUGCUGGUGGGAAGAGACAUACGAGGAACCCCAGAAUCCACGAACUUCAACCAGCUCCUCCCCGACUCAGUCCUUCUCUGCUGUGUCCUGACGGUGCUGAGCAGGAGGAGCCUGGGGACUGGAGAUGCUCGGCAGAAGUGAUCGGUGCUGAUCGGUGCGCUGGGAGCUCAGUGCAGCUCUGAUGCAGUGGGUCCAAGGUGCAACAGAACAAGCGCAGCCGUUAAGGCUGACCUCCCAGACACAGCUCACCUCUUUGUCCCAGCAGCUGGCUUACAGCUCGCCUCUCAGAGCACACCUCAUCAGGCUUUAAGGACUCCAAGUGAUAAUGGUUCCACCGUCCCUGCUCAGGAACCAGCCCACCCAAUUACACUUUCUGCUAGGGUAAUUCAAAGCUGAGCAUUUCUAUUUCAGCCUCUACCUGCGGGAUCUUGUUAUGACUUCCUGAGCAAUACAGAAAUGCACUUCCACCGUCAGAUAUCUUUUUCAUGUGCAGAGGCUUGGAAACCCUGCUUAUACCUGCUGCAUGCACACCAGGCUGCAUCAGUUAACAAAUUAUUAAUCUAUAACAUGCUGAGUUCACAGCACAUCAUUCAAGGGGUGGGGUGUUUAAACUCAAAGCACUGACGUGCCCCGUUGGAUGGCUGGAUGCAGGGCGAGCGGGGCUGAGCCGUGGGACACUUGCCGGUGGCUCGUCCCAGUGGCUCAGGGACAGGGAGCACCCAGGCACAUUAGCUUGUGGUCGUGUUGUACAAUGAAAUUGUCGCCAAAAGGCUCCAGCUCUGUCUUUCUUUGAUAAAAAGGCAGCCAGAGAAUUGCCCUCUCCCACGAGCCCCAGCGCUCAGCCUAUGAGAUAAUACAGGCUGGCCUUUUCUUUGCAGCUGUAUUGUUUUAGUGCUUGGAAAAUAGCAGCAGGCUGAGCAAUGAGUCAUCUGUCACUAGAUGGGGUUAAAGUAAUUUCCGUUUUCUGUUGCCAUGGGGAAAUCAACGUCCUAAGAUUUGUCCUUUCUCCCACUCAAGCAUGUGGGAGUAGAAAGCCUGAAACCCAGCAGGGCUAAACAGUUUUUUAUUUUUUUUUGUUUUCCCCUUAUAAACAAACUUCCCUCCAUGGCCUUGCAGCUGUCAGUCUGUUCCCGGAAUCGUCCAGUUAACAAUGUCAUUCCCCUCGGAUUGCAAAAAAUCCAGAAGCAGAGUUUAAGUAAAUAUUUGACAUAAAUAUAGAAGCUGCUUCACUUCACUUAUGUCUCUGCUGCUCAUAAAGUUUUUACGUGUACAUUCAAGGGGGUUAUAACCUUGAUACUGCAGGAAUAAAAUAGUUUUUUUAAAAAAGUAAAUUCAAGUAGCAGAUCCCCAACAUCGAGAAUAGAGUGAAUAACAGAAACAGGAAAGAGGAAAUAGCAGUAAAUACCGUUCAGAAACCUCGCUAAUGUAUAGCUUAUAUGAGUAGCAGCACAGCAACAUCUAGUGUUGGUCAGGGAUAUAGCUGGAAGUUCUCGGCGUGCUCGUUAAUGGCACUUGGAUGAAAUCUGCACCCGGGCAAGCGGCUUUUCUCGGCCCACCGCAGCACCACGCAGCACAGCCUCAGCUCCACGCCGUCUCCUUCUGCCCCGUGUUUCCCAACAAGGCCCUUCGUCACGCUCCGGGUCCCUGCUUUCGUCCGCCCUGCAGAAGCGCGGUCAUCUGGUAAUGCUCUCCGUCUGCCCGGAUCUUUAGGAAAAUUACUGCGGUUCUAUUUAAAAGCCAACGCAAUAGACCUACAGGUUUAAAAGCAGUUCAGUGCAACGGUAAAACUGAAAUUUUAUCAUCUGAACUGAAAUUUUAACCAUCCGAACUGGGAUUAAGAGCGCAAUUCCCACCCGACAGCCAGUCACGUUACCGUAACGUAAAAACCGGGCCCAAUUAAACAUCACUGUCAAACGUAUAGAGAAACGAGCAUGCAAUGUAAGGUUGCAAUGCCAAGGCGACGUGCCAGAGCGCUGCAUUUUUUCUCUCCUGUAUUACCCUGGGAAUGCACAGAUCUGUGUUAGGCACAGCGUACGGCCACCUAUGGACAAACUGAGUGCGGGUCACUGGGAGUCUAGCGCUGUAGUGCAUGCAGACACUUCCUUACAUUUAAAAGGCACCUGACGCUCAAAGUUAAGUUCCUUGAUACUCAACUCUUUUUUAGACGCACAUUAUGGAAUAGCAUUAGUUUUGACAAGUUAAGUUUGGCUAAACUAAGUCUAGCUUCACAUUAGUUUAGCUUUUUAAAUUUAAUUAUUUUUAAUGGCUUUACAUUAAACUUGGGCAGUUUUUCUUCAUACAAGCAAGCCCAUAGAGGGGAAGGUCACUGUUGACUGUGUAAGUAAAAUCAUUUGUCUCCUUAGAUUACAGCUCCCAUUACACGGAUUCUGCUUCAUCUUCAGGAAAAUAACAUCCUUUGGGUUUUGUCAAAGAAAACAUUCAUGAAUGGCUGCUUUCCAAAUCCAGCUCUGUCUGGCAACACCCUGUGAACAGAUUUUUGCCACGUUUAAGUUCAUUACAUGAACUAAUUAGCAUGGCUGUGUAGGUGCGUGGAAUGCACUGGGGGAGAGGCAGAGUACAAGUAUACAAAAUGCUGUUAUAUAAUUUGUUAUGGGGACACACCUAUUGAAGACAGACCUGGAUCACUCUCAGUAUGCUUUUCAGUAGGAUUUUGGGAACGAGCAGUUGGGCAGGGGAAAACGAGGACAUUUGAGCAGAGGAAAGGUCGAAUGGCACCUUCUUUUUGUAACUUAAAAGUAAAAUUAUUUUUUUUCUACACUCACGUCUGUUGCUUAUAUCUCCAGAUAAAACAAUUCGUGAAAAAGUCAAUGACUCAAAGCAAGGACCGCAUACGCGUCAGCUCCACUCUGAAACGCAUUCCCUAACGAAGAAAGAAGUACAACUUCGCACUAAUGGCGAGCAAAUACGGAUUGUUAGCCGUUCUGACCAUGAGAAAGGCAUUAGGGUGUCUAUUGGAAACACUCAGGCAGAACAGGGAUCAGAGCUCUGCUUCAUGUUAUUAAGACAUUCACACCGCCCUAACCAAAUUAAAUGGAGAGCUAAGUCCCAUAAAGCUAUUAGGCUCUCUUUCUUCCUUCUGCAUGCAUGAAAUUACAUUUUAAAGCUACGUGUGAUCUUUCAGAGCCUCUAAAGAGGUCAGGCACUAGGCACAUCUGGCACACCGAUAUUUUCAUUCAGGAACAUGAAGUCAUCCUCCAAGUUGCAUUCCUGAGUCAGUAACGUGUAAUUUUCCACAUGUCACUUAACUGACUUGCACAUUGAACAGAGAUUAAUAUUAAUUUAGUAGAAGCUUGCGCAUAUUUAACAGAAUUGAGAGCCCUGCUAACUGUGUUUUAAUUAAAGUAGAAGGGGAAUAAUGUUUGAUAGAGAGGGUCAGUGUUACUUGAAUAAACACGCUGCCCACAGCCCGGCACGCUAUGCCAUAAAUCAGUUCACCAGCAGGGUGAAUUAGGUAUUGUGGGAUCUUCAGAGGCAUAAAUUCAACGGUAAAGUCACCACUUGCUAAAAUUGCCACUCUGCCUGCCCCCACUGUCCGGAGGGGACACUGACACCCCGGUGGCCUGAGGAGCCACCAGCACGCCUGCAGGGUGCCAGCAGGCUUACCCCAGGUGCGAGCAGCUCAUCCGAGUCCCCUUGUAGCUCCUUUGGGGGAAGCAGGGACGUGCCCCGGGGCACGUGGUGGUACCCCAUGCCACCCCACCUGGUGGCAGCGCUCCAGAGGGGCCACAGGUCUGGAAGGAGCGUGCUGGGUAUCAGCAGAGUGCCUUGGGGACUGUGUGCGAUAAAGUACACAGCACAACUGCUUUGGCUCUUGCAAUCAAAACAUUUGCUGUUGCAGGUAGGGAGAAACAGGAUUCCUGUGUGAUGAGCGCUGGGAGGCACCCGCUGCUAGUCCCUCUGAAAUAAAAGGCCUUCCUGCCACCAGGAGCAGAUCCUCGGCCUCAAAACGUCCCUGCUACAAACACAUUAACUCCAAAAUAACUCCCCCUGGGAAGAAGGCGGUCCUGCUCAGGAGGUAGCCAUGUCCUGCGGAUGCUCCUGGCACCGAGGGUGCUGGUUUCACGCUGGCUGUGACGGGCAGGUUCAGGGCUGGCAAUCAGCACCCUCGCUGCUGGCAGCAGGUUUCUGGCUCUCUGUGCUGCGAAGUGGUCUGUCCUCCUGGGAAGGCAGGUGAAGGAGGAAUUCAGAAAUCCCAGGAUGGGCUUUCUGCAGCCGAAAGCAAAGGGCAGUAACUCAGAUUAAAUAAAAAAAUGAUUUUAAAAAAAUCACAUAUUCCUGGGGGUGAAGGAGCCUUCUUUAAUACACUGCAAUACCGCCUGUUUCUGUAGGAACAUCUGAAGAUAAACAGCAUAGUGCUUUCUGGUGCCAGGUAAACAGCUCUCACAUGCCAUGGCUACAGUCUCUAAGGAGCUUCUGUUUAUUAGGAAACGUCCUUGCCUUGGCUUCAGCUACAAACCCUUGCUGUGAAUCCGGCAGGCAGAGGCUCACAAUGACAGUGAAGAGCCUGUACGAAGUUACCAGAGGGAUACUUAUUACCUUUGGGAUUAUAAGCAUUUUUUCUGGAAUUUUAGCUUUUUUGCCCGUUUUUUCUUAUAAGUCUUUGUUUGUUGCAUGGAGUGUUUGCCUCACCAGUCCCAUGUGGAAAGGAGCUUUGGUAGGCAGAACAAAAGCUUUAUCAAAGAUGUCAGUGAUGCUACAGAGACUUAAAAAAAUCAGCUAUCGUGCCAGAAUGGAAAUCAAACUGCAGGACAAUAUUGCUCAAGGUCCUGGAUCCACGUUGAUACUCUGCUACAUCGCACCAGAACCUCCAGCCCUGAGCGUGCUGUUCUCCCUGUUCUCUGAUAAAGUGCUUUUGUCUCCAUUUCAGUGGGAGGCCAGUUUUGCCUUGGGCACACUGAGCACCACGGGCACCUCAGUGCAAUUUGCUGUUGCCAUCCCAUCUCUCCUCCUUGGCCCGUACUGCUACUACUCCCUUGCUGGGAUCACUGGGACCAACUACCUGGGCGACGCACUCCUGGUCCCAUUCCCCUACACAGACUUCCCAAAUUUUCGCAAAGACCCAGCGCGCUCUGAGUGGUACCACCUGGCCCUGCAGGUCCUAGACCUGUGCUUGAGUCCGGCCGUAUUCUGCGCUUCUUCGGCUGUUGUGAUCAAGCUCACGAUGAGACUGCUCCAGCUGGGACACUGAAAUAUGAGCAUGAGCUGCGAUGGGGAAGGGGGAUUGUCCCCAUAAAGCUGUAAUACAGCCCGGAGGGUGACGUGGAUGUGCAAGGACAGAUCCUGAACCCAUUUGCACCACAUCUGCACUUUAGUACCUGCCCUGAAACCACAUGCGUCAUUCCCAGUUUAAAUCACCUUAUGAAAUAGCAAUUUGGCCCUUUUUACCCUUUUCAUCCCAGCAUCGUUCCAAAUAAAGGGACACGACUGUAGCAUACCUAGCUAGGGCCUCUGAUUUUAAGGGCUGAUCAAAACUUCAUGGAAGCUAGUUUGCUUUUGACAUUAAAGGAAGCAGAACCUGAAGAUGUGCCUUUCUGCUCUUCCUUACAACUGAACGCUGCAGUGGCGUUAACACACGGAGCAGACAGCCCCAGUACCUGUGUGGCAGACGAGGUGCCCAAGCCUGUCACCGCUCAGCAUGCAUUGAGCUGAAGGCAGCAGCAUCCUGACAGCCAUGGUGGGAGGAUGAGAGGUGACGGGAGGAGUGGUACCAGGAGGGACAGGCGUUCGGGUGACCCCGAGGAGAGCCAGGACCCACCACCACACUCCUGCCAUGAGACAGCAUCGAUCUCCUCCGCCCCAUGCAGCUGCAGGACUCGCUGCUGGCUCAGACAUUGACAUGUGUUUCUCUGCUAAGGAAGAUCUCACCUUUCACACCUCCAGUCCCUUGUUUUUUUUUCCCCUUUAACCUUUGUUGGGAGCCAGUCUCCAGCCCGCUAAAAUAACAGUGUUUCCAUACCAACAGCCCAGAAUUGGGCUCCUCUGGGGCACUUGAAGAGGCUGCUGUCAGAACAUAUCCAGCGCUUCUUCCCGCUCCAGCUUUGCGCCCCUCAGCCUCUUCCCAUCCGUUCCCCCACAAACCUCGGGGCACAGCUGUGUUGUCUGUAGGUGCCACCCUUAACAUCGAUAGGUGCUGUAGGCACCCGUCAAGCAGUCGGUCAGUGCCCCAGCGAUGCCCGAGCCGGGCACACAGCAGCCGGGACACCAGUCUGUGGGGGCAGCGGAAAGGCCGGAGGUGUCUGUCUGAAGGACUGGACAGCUGUUGGAUUUUGUAAUCCCAUCAGCUUUAUUAAUAAUAUUCAUAAUGCUCAUGCCCUCCCUGGUAUUUUACAGGCAGCAUGAAGCGAUCCUUUGUUAUUAACACAGGCACUGCUUUGCUCCCAAUCCACAGCAUUUCUCCGCCCGCCCUCCCCGCAUUUCCACCACCCCUGCACCCCGUUGGCAAAGCCCUGCGACUGCUGAACUCUCCGGUCCCAGCCCGGCAAAACCCUAAAGCUUUGGCCUCACCCAGCCCAGAAGCACCCCCAGGCACCCCCUCCUCGAGCAGGGCAGGAUAUUUGCCAUAUUUGCCCUUUGCAGAGCCAGGCCCAGCGCUGCCUCCUGCGGGCAGCACGGCCCAUACCUUGCCCCGAGACUGCCUCCAGCUGACCACCCCAUUGAUCUGCCGCUCUUGAGGCCCUUCCAAAACCCCAUCCCUCCCCUGCAGCACUUCUGUCUGCCCUCAGACAAAGAUUUAUGAGUGUUACCCACAGAUGUGGCUGCAGAAGCAGUCCAAAAGAGUUUGUUGCAGUGCCACAAGCAACGCUCCUCCAGGCCCGGUCCUUGCUAAGUCGCUCCGAGCAGGACACGACCGCAGAGCGAGCUCCGAAGCGAGACCUGGGGAGGCAGCGUGGAUGCCUGCCAACCUGACAAUGGGGUUUCAUUUAACGAGCACGGAUUUAAGUGUGGAAAUCAAAUAUGAAACAGUCGUAGCCAGCAUUGUCUGCAUUCUUGGAGUGGCACUGAACUAGCAGUGAGAAAAGAACCGAGACGCUGGCCCAGACAUGCUCCAGCUGUCUGAGCCUACCUCUGCCCUCCUCCGCUGAAUGCAGCCAUUCAGCUUGUUUUCAUUUCAUUAUUGGAUGUUAUUUUUGCA
Messenger RNA from Cygnus olor (mute swan), 8567 nucleotides. It is a transcript of the gene TMEM212, whose product is annotated as transmembrane protein 212. The record is from RefSeq and is a predicted model, not a curated record. Bases 5820 to 6623 code for a protein of 267 amino acids. The transcript is spliced from 3 exons. Lineage: Eukaryota; Metazoa; Chordata; Aves; Anseriformes; Anatidae.